CUUCUGGGUCGAGCGACAUGCGCCCGGCCCGGCAGAACACCUCGUCGAGGUGCGGCGUGCCGAGCCUUCGACGAUCACCGAGCCUCACGUACACUACUAUUAUUAUUGAUGUGCUCUUCUCCCAGGUGGCCGGCCUGCACCUGCAGGCUGGCAGGCCGGGCGGGAGGGGCGUGCUCGCUGCGCCGGGCUCGGAGGCGCUCCGCGAGCGGCGGCGGCUGCUCCCGAGCGCCGCGCCGGACCCCGCGCAGCCCGGCGGGGGGAACGCAGCGGUGGCUGCCUCGCAGGACCAGUUCAAUGCGUUCCUGGACACUCACGAGGAAGAGGGAGAGUUCACUGUGACUGGGGUGACUGGGAUCAUGGCGCCGCCGGACAUGAACAACGAGCCUUAUGGUCCCAUCCUUGUCGUCUACCUCUUCGACAUACCGAGACCAAAGGCCGCUCAGGACGCUCGAGCAGGUCCAGGGAUUAUUCUGGGAUAUCCCCGGCUUCAACGACUCUCUGUUUCACAAUUCUUGGCACCAGAUUUGGCUGGAGCACUCCAGUGUAGACUUCUUCGAGAUGGAGUCAUCUCAAGACCCAGCGUCUUGGGGUUUCAGUCUUAACAAUCUUAUCCAUUUUCUCUGCGGGCUAAUCUGGAAUACCUAAGGAAGUUCUAUUCAAGGAGGUACAAGCAUACGAUGGUCAUCGCACCUGGGAGCACUUUCGCGGCGAGCGCUUCUUUCCCAGCCCCAGGUUACUAUUGGGACGGGUGGUCCCAGUAUUUUGGCCAGGCCAUCAGCUGGCAGACGUUCUUCCACGAGCUGGGGCACAAUUUUGGUCUCAACCACGCAGGAGGCUAUACGCGAUAUGGGACGUUCAGCCAGUACCAAGACGAU
Molecule: messenger RNA, 875 nt
Organism: Prorocentrum cordatum
Lineage: Eukaryota; Dinophyceae; Prorocentrales; Prorocentraceae
Source: the annotation of a GenBank genome assembly